UUUCAAUUUUUUUUGACUUUUCUCAAUAUUAAAAAAUUUCUUUGUUAGCUGCAAAUAAGUCCAAAUAGUCAUUAUGACAAAAGAAAAAACCAAAAAAAUCACUAUUGCUUUUUGUAAAUUUUCUUAUUUGAAGAAAUAAUUGGUUAGAGAAUUUUGAUUCUUUAUUUGAAUCUUCCCCUUUUUGUUUUUGAAAUUAUACACAAUUUUAGAUUCUUGGGGUUGCUUUAUUUUGAUAAAAGAUAAACAGAAAGUUUAAAUCUCUUUGAGUAAAGGGUGAAAAUUCUACACAAUUAUAGGUUCUUGGGGUUGUUUUAUUUUGAUAAAAGGGAAAAAAAGUUCAAAUCUUUUUGAGUUAUAGGGGAUAUUCUACACAAGUAUAGAUUCUUGGGGUUGUUAAUUUUGAUAAAAUAGAAAAAAGUUCAGUUUUUUUGAGUAAAGGGAGGAAAUUCUACACAAUUGUAGAUUCUUGGGUUGAUUUAUUUUUAGAAAAGAAAAAAAAGUCAAUUUUUUAUAAGUUAAAGGAGCAAUUUUUGUUUUUUAUGGUCAGACAGUUGUUCAAGAGAAGAUAAAUUGAGUAUUGAAUUGUGGUAAAGAAAAGUUAGUUAGGAUUUUGGUACAGUUUCACGGGAAAACUGGGAUUGUCACAAGGAAAAAAAAGCAAGAUUUUUCAACUACCUUGAGUAAUUGAGCUCAAGUGUGUAUUUUUUUGUCUUUAUAAGAAAUUAUUUGUGUAGUUAUUAUAUAAAGUUAGAGGCUUUAUGCUGUAUUUUAUCAAAGAAAAACACAAGUUAGUUCUUAUUGAUAUCCAAUUUGUGUUCUUGAAAUGGAUCAGUCUGCAGCAGAUAAGGAGUUUAAAGCUGUAGAAAUUGCAAAGGAUAAGAAUGGUGUUGGUCAAGUUUUGCUUCGAAGUCUACGUGGUGCCUCUGUUCGAAUUAGCCUGCAUGGUGGACAGGUACUUUCAUGGAAGACUGACCAUGGUGAGGAAUUACUUUUUAUAAGCAGCAAGGCAAAUUUUAAGCCACCAGCAGCUGUGAGGGGAGGGAUUCCCAUUUGUUUUCCACAGUUUGGAAACCGGGGCUCUCUCGAACAACAUGGAUUUGCCAGAAAUAGGACGUGGCUCAUUGAUGAGAAUCCUCCGCCACUGCCCCCUAAUGAAUCCAAUGGAAAAACAUAUAUUGACUUGCUACUUAAAUCAUCUGACGAUGAUCUUAAAAUCUGGCCUCAUGGUUUUGAGUUCCGCUUGAGAGUGGCUUUGGCUUUUGAUGGAUCUCUUAUGCUGACAUCACGCAUCCGGAAUGUCAAUUGCAAGCCUUUUAGUUUCUCCAUUGCAUACCAUACGUAUUUUUCUGUCUCAGAUAUCAGUGAAGUGAGAGUGGAAGGCUUGGAGACUCUUGACUACCUUGACAACUUGUGCAACAGAGAACGUUUCACAGAGCAAGGAGAUGCCUUAACAUUUGAAUCCGAGGUGGAUCGAGUUUAUCUUAGUUCAUCUGAUGUGAUAGCAGUUUUCGAUCACGAGAAAAAGAGGACUUUUCUGAUAAAGAAGGAAGGGCUUCCUGAUGUUGUGGUUUGGAAUCCAUGGGAGAAGAAAUCUAAAGCCAUAGCAGAUCUUGGAGAUGAAGAGUAUAAGCACAUGCUUUGUGUAGACGGAGCAGCUAUCGAGAAACCAGUCACCUUGAAGCCAGGUGAAGAAUGGACCGGGAAGUUGGAGCUGUCUGUCACGCCUACAAGUUAAAGGAUCACUUGAGUCUCGCGUAACACAUGGUUCGCGCUCAACGCAACCUAAUUACUGAACGUAUGACCUCCUUAAUAUUAACAGCGACGUCGUACACUAAAAGCCAAUAUCAUUGUUUUUUUAUUGGUGUGACAUUAGUAGUUGCACUUAGAUGAUUGAUGUUUAAAAGUUCCAAUUGUUAUUGUCAAGUGUACAUCACAGUACAUGUAAUGGAAGUGGGGAAAGGUCCUUUUUAAUGUAUCCCCCAACUCUUGUAAUUUGAAUGAAUUUGGUUAUAAUAAUUGCAGAAAUGAAUCUCCCUGUA
This is a messenger RNA of Capsicum annuum, 2039 nucleotides long. RefSeq names its product putative glucose-6-phosphate 1-epimerase. The record is from RefSeq and is a predicted model, not a curated record. Gene Ontology annotation, molecular function: isomerase activity; carbohydrate binding. The transcript has 8 exons. Lineage: Eukaryota; Viridiplantae; Streptophyta; Magnoliopsida; Solanales; Solanaceae. The coding region runs from base 824 to 1735 and encodes 303 amino acids. Gene Ontology annotation, biological process: carbohydrate metabolic process.